This is a messenger RNA of Photinus pyralis (common eastern firefly), 4606 nucleotides long. RefSeq names its product vanin-like protein 2. Lineage: Eukaryota; Metazoa; Arthropoda; Insecta; Coleoptera; Lampyridae. The record is from RefSeq and is a predicted model, not a curated record. The transcript has 6 exons. Bases 340 to 1914 code for a protein of 524 amino acids.
UCAACAGGAAACUGGGAUUUACAAAGAUGCAUAUUGUGCACAGUUACUUGUUAUCGUAAUCGUACCCCAGCAAUAGGUAUAUGGACCCUCGUUCGGCAAUUUGAGACUUCCUAGAAAUCGAAUUGAACAUGAAAUAGUUGAGGGCAACAGUCUUGAGUAUUCUUAAGGCUUGAACUUGAAGUUUUUUUAACGACUACACGCAAAGGCCAUGAAAUUUGUAAAAAAAUCAUUGUGUGUACUUAUUUUACGAAAUAAGAGGAAUUACUUGCUAAAACGACCAAUCUCGAGAUAAGAUUAAGGUAGGUCAGAUUGAUUAGCAACCGAGUACUUAAUGCCUUGAUGCUUAAUCGUGAAAUUCAAACAAUAGUUACGGGUCUUGUUGAUAUGUUACUCCUAAAGAGCAGGAUGAAGAUUCUAUUAUUAAUUUUCUUCAACUACAGCCUUGCCAUGGUUUCAUCGGAGUACACUGCUGCCGUGGUGGAAUUCUUCCCCGAACAAGAUAAAAGUUUACUCGCAGAAGAAAGGCUAUCCCGAAACGUUGCUGGCUAUCUAUCAAUUUUGGAGCAAGUCAGUCGUGAUUCGGAACUCGACAUUAUAGUGUAUCCCGAAUUAACUUUGGCUUCCAACGCUCCCAUUAUAAAGCACGAUGACGUUUUACCUUACUCGAUCGAAAUCGAUCUGAAUGGUCAAUCGCUUUGUACCACGAACAACCGCACUUAUCUGACACCUUUAGCGUGCGCUGCGGUGAAAUACCACACUUACAUUGUCGUAAAUCUCUACGAAAGGGCACCAUGCUCUAAAAACGCCACUACAAAGUGCCAUGAGGACGGGUGGUACUUUUACAACACCAACGUGGUGCUAAACCGGAACGGUUCAAUCGUUUCGAAGUAUCGAAAGUACAAUCUGUUCGGCGAAUUUUUCAUGACUAGGCCAGUAACGGCCGAUAUUUCAAUUUUUCGUACGGAUUUCAACGAAACCUUCGCGAUGUUUAUCUGUUUCGACCUUUUGUUUAAGCAGCCGGCUUUGGAUCUUGCGAAUAAACAUGGAGUGAAAUCGGUGAUUUACCCGACGAUGUGGUUCUCAGAGUUGCCCUUCUUGACGGCAUUGCAAGCUCAAAACCAAUGGGCCUAUGCUACCAAUGCGACACUGUUAGCAUCGGGUGCUAACAAUGCUCGGGUUGGAAGCGGUGGGACAGGAGUCUACCAAGGCGCUGACGGUCCGUUAAUCGUCACCAUCGUUGGAAAGGAUGAAUCGAAGGGCUUCGUUGCCAAAAUUCCCUCUGUCGCUCAUAGGUUUAUCGAUUCAGGUAUUAUUGACCAAAAAGCGAAGCAACUGGACGGCUUUUACUUGUUAUCCGAUAAUUUGACAGCUUAUUCUUCCAAACUUGUAACCCCUGGUCAGAGAGAAAUACAGGAGGUGGUGUGUGGUCAAGAUGGGGGUGUUGAAUUCUGUUGCCACUUCCAAAUCGGAUUAGAAUCAAAAUCGAACGUUACAGGCGAUCGCUACCAAUACCACAUGGUUGCAUUUACCGGCGUACGAUCGUUUUCCGGAAUGUACAAUGGAGGCGUAGAGAUUUGUGGAGUAAUCGCUUGUACAAACUCCUCCCUAAGUUCUUGUGGAAAACGAUUUCCUAGUUACGAUAACGUUUCAUGGCCGAUUAGCUUUAAAAAAAUUGUCAUUAAUGCCGAAUUUGAUGCCGACGAAAACAAAUAUCAGUAUCCGAACUCGCUAUUGAGCAACAUAGAGCCGUUGAGUUCGGAAGCGUUCGGGUGGACGCACGAGAUAAAGGAUAAACGGAUUAGUCGCACAUAUACGUUGAAAGAACCGCAGGAUCGCCUAAUGACAUUCGCCAUUUAUGGGCGAGAUUUUAAUCGUGACAGCUCGCCUUUUAAGGCACCAAAAAUUACGUUAUAAAUAAAGCAUUAUCUACCUAUAUACUAAAUAGAGCUGGUUAUUUGAACCUUGUAACGGGUAGUUGCAAUUCUGAGCUAUGUAUGCCUAAACGUACCAUUUCUGCCCUGGCGAUGGCUAGCUCGUUAUUAUUAAUCCUGAAAGUGGUCUCUUUCCUGAUUAUCGGAAAAGUUACUUUUCGAACACCUGCCCUAAUUCGAUAAAAUAAUCGUGGUUUUAGGAUUUUGUUUGUCUUAUCUAGAGUCUACAGUACCAACCAAUCUAAACGAUGGGGUGACCUACAUGGUAUUUUCCGUAUUUGUUAACACAAGGAUAUUGCUAUUUAGAAUUUACACAAUUUAUUUGUCAUGCGAAAGGAUGCCCCCUUUUUCAUAAACUCGUUUAACCUUUAAAUCAAACCCUUCAACUUAGAAACUCUCCUUAGUUCAAUCUACAUGAAACGAAAUCUUGCUUUUCCUAAGUUAAUACAAAGAAACCACAUACACUAUAAUGUCUCUGUUUAAAAAUUAUGUCCGGAUCCCUAAACUUUUAUUAAUAUUUGAUUAGCAGUAAAAGAAAAAUUCUCUCCGAAGGACUCGGCUGAAACUAAAUAUAAAUAAAACAUUUGCCUUUAGUGUGCUCUAGAAGAAAUAACGAUUUCCCUUUUUUCCGGUCUCGUGACGGGAUAGCUGAUUUUUUGGCGUGAAUUAUCCUUCCUCCAUACGUAAACGUCAAGGUUGUCGUAUCUGCCCUUGGUGACAGUUGCAGUAAGAUGAACAUUUAAUAUUUCUUCCCUUCCAUACUCGCAGACCCCCCGGUUCCACAUUUAUCCCCAAAACCCUUCAAUGCACGAUCAUCUAAUGACAGUUGCAGGAAGAUGAAACCACUUAUCAAGUUUUUACACGUUGCUGCGUUUAUGACUCGCUGAUUUCCGGUUGCGUUGUGACUUGCACUAGCUCAAUCAGGAUGACGCACUUUUCACGAGCAUCGCCGAGUUGCAAUUUUAAAAUCACUCGUGGAUUUAAUUUAUGGCACAAGCGCGCGUUGUUAGUUGCGCUAUACGAUUCCAAUACGUUCACAUUUAAAUAUGUCCUCGUUAACACAAUUUUGUAAGCGGUCUUGUCAAGUUGAAAAAAGUAGGGACAGGUCCAGAGAAGACAGAAUUAAGGCAUUCGUUUUCGAGCCUCGAGAAACGUGCCGCGGCAAGUCAUCGUGCGCAACAGUUACUAAUCACAAAUUUUGUGCGGAAAGGUGUAUAUUUUGGAUGGCUGAACAAACGAAUCAAUUCCCCCAGAAGCGCCUAAGUGAUUACGCGUGGAAAUAAAAUGGGCAAUUAUCAGUGAUUCACCUCCAUUCGAAUGCGCGAAUUAAAUAUCGUAAAUUAAUUAACAAUUCAUUCGAGACAAUAAAUUGGGCAACAACGCUCGCGUAAGUUCGUAUCAAUUUCACUCAGUAGAAAGAUAGCGAUAACUAUGUGAUUGAUAAAUAUAGGUAAAUCGCAAUAAAAAAAAAACCGUUAUCAGCGUUCAUUGCGAUAAAUACCUAAUUUAGUAUUUUUAAGAUCACAGUCCAGCCAUGAAUACAAAUAAAAUUAACGUUUGACACGUUGAGCAACCCGAAUUCGGUAUUGCUGACCAAAAAGCGAUUUCCUAAUUACGACGUUUCAUGGCCGAUUAGAUCAGAUCAGUAUCCAAACUCUUUAUUAAGUAAUAUAGAACCGUUGAGUUCCGGAGCGUUUGGGUGGACAUACGGGAUAAAUAAUAAACGGAUUAACGUAUACGCUGAAAGAACCUCAGGAUCGCCUAAUGAUAUUCGCCAUUUAUAAGCGAGAUUUUAAUCGUGGCAGCUCGCCUUGUAAAAGCACCCAAGAUUAUGUUUUAAAUAAAGCAUUAUCUACCUACAUACAUACUAAAUAUACGAACUCUUGAUUUUUAAAAUACGUUCAAAUUUCGUAAAGCCCUGUCCACGACUAGCUCAUGAUUAUUAAUCCUGAUUGGAAUUACCUUCGAAGAAAGUGGGACUUGUUUCAACUGGAGAAAAUAAUCGUAAUUUUUUUAUUUUGUUUUUUUAUCUAGAUUUAAUUUACUACACUCCCACCCAAUGUGAACAAUAGGGUGACCUACAUGAUAUUUGCCAUAUUUGUUUACACAACUAUGUAGAAUUUACAUAUUUUAUUUGCUCCCUUGUAAUGUAAAAGGCCGGCCCCUUUUUCAGAAACUCAUUUUAACAUUAAAAUCUAAUACUUCAACUCACUCUUCUUCAAUUGGGUCUUUCUUGAAACUCCUCCCAAUAUUCUUCAAUUCUCUCUAUUUAUUGGUAUGUUAUUCUUCUUAUAGUUGACGUAGACAUAAAAUUAUGUGUUUUUUUCUUUACUCCUAUAUCACUGUCGUAAUCCUCUCCCUCCAGGGGGUUUGGAAUACCCCCCCCCCUCCAGACCCCACGGUUCUACAUCAUUUCCCAAAACCCCCCACCGAACGAUGAUCUUAUGACAGUUUCAGGCAGAUGAACAUUCAAUCUGUCUUCCCUGGGAAGUAUCCUCGAUCCACCCGCUUCUACAUCCUACCCUAUACAAGUUAUCACUCUCAUUCUCUUCUCCUCCACCUCCACUCGUCUUUCCAUAAACCUAUGCGGUCAAGCGAUGGCGCUGAACCUGGACUUUCUAACGUGCAACACAUAUCAACGUUUGACACGUCAUAAACCACCUUUGAGGCUAAUA